AUGGAAGAAAAAAAUUAUUACGAACAUAUGAGAACUUUGACGCAUGCAACAUUUUGCUUCGAGAAUGAGGACCAUACUUUAGGCAACUGUUUACGCUGCAUUUUGCUGCAAAAGGAGGGAGUGGAAUUCGCGGGGUACACCGUGCCGCAUCCUACUCAAGCGGAAAUUAAUCUGAGGAUUCAGACAACGGGCGAACCGGCCGUAAACAUUCUGAAGGAUGCCCUAGACGACUUGUCCAAUAUUUGCGACAUCAUGUUGAACAAGUUUGAUUCCGCGGUGAAAUGA
Messenger RNA from Plasmodium knowlesi strain H, 285 nucleotides. RefSeq names its product DNA-directed RNA polymerases I and III subunit RPAC2, putative. NCBI's taxonomy places the organism in Eukaryota, Apicomplexa, Aconoidasida, Haemosporida, Plasmodiidae. The coding region runs from base 1 to 285 and encodes 94 amino acids. The record is from RefSeq and is a predicted model, not a curated record. Gene Ontology annotation, cellular component: RNA polymerase III complex; RNA polymerase I complex. Gene Ontology annotation, biological process: DNA-templated transcription. The transcript has 3 exons. Gene Ontology annotation, molecular function: DNA-directed RNA polymerase activity; DNA binding; protein dimerization activity.